Messenger RNA from Monoraphidium neglectum, 2037 nucleotides. Its product is annotated as DNA mismatch repair protein Msh3. The coding region runs from base 1 to 2037 and encodes 678 amino acids. The record is from RefSeq and is a predicted model, not a curated record. The transcript has 8 exons. Lineage: Eukaryota; Viridiplantae; Chlorophyta; Chlorophyceae; Sphaeropleales; Selenastraceae. Gene Ontology annotation, biological process: mismatch repair. Gene Ontology annotation, cellular component: nucleus. Gene Ontology annotation, molecular function: ATP-dependent DNA damage sensor activity; ATP binding; mismatched DNA binding.
AUGGAGGAGUCCCAGGGCCUGGACGCCCUCAUGACUCAUGGGUCUGCGGGGGGGGCCUACCUCAUGGUGGUGGCCCAGGAGCAGCGGGGGGGCGGCGCACAAGAGGACGAGGAGGGGGUCGCCGUGGAGGCGGGGGCAGAGGGGGCCUCGUGGGCGGCACGCUCAAGCGGGGCCAGAAGAGUGGGGCCCGAGGGGGGCGCGGCCGCGGCGGGGCCGGCGUCGCGGGCGGUGGGCGUGGUGGCCGUGGACGCGGCCAGCGGGGACGUGGUGUGGGGCGUCACGAGCGCGGGGCUGGUGCAGAGCGGCCUGGAGGCGGCGCUGCUGUCGCUGGCGCCGUCAGAGGUGGUGGCGCUGGAGCCCCUGGGCCACGACACGGCGCGGCUGCUGGAGCGCUUCGCGGGGCGCGGGCCCGGAGCGGCCGGCGGCGGCGGCAGCGGCGGCGGCGGCGGCGGCGGUACGGGACAGUGCGGGCGCGUAUCGCGGCUGGUGCGGUUGCCGGGGGGUGCGUACCUCUCCAACGCGGCCCUGGCGCGGCUCAGCGAGUUCUACGCGCCGUCAGGCGACGGCGGCGGCGGCAGCGGCAGCGAUGACGGCGGCAGCGGCGCGGACGGUGUGCGUGGGGGUGGCGAGGGCAACAGCGGGCCAGGGGCGGAACCAACUGGCACGACGACGGCGGCGGCAGCUGUGGCGGACGGCGGCGGCGGCGGGUCUGGCGGUGGUGUCGGCGGUGGGGGCGCGCUGGACUUUGUGCUGUCCCUGCCUCCGCUGGUGCUGCAGGCCCUGUCUGCCGCGGUGGAGUACCUCCAGGGCUUUGGGCUGGCGGGCGUGCUGCGCGAGACGUCGGGGUUCCGGCCGCUGGCGGGGGCGCAGGGCCUGGUGCUGUCCAGCAACGCGCUGCGCCAGCUGGAGCUGCUGGCCACGACUGGGGGUGCCUACAAGGGCUCCCUGCUGCACCUCCUGGACCGCACCGCCACCGCCUUUGGCUCCCGGCUGCUGCGCCGCUGGGUGGCGGCCCCCCUGGCUGACCGCGGCCUCAUAGAACAGCGCCUCGACGCGGCACAGGAGCUGCUGGCCGCGGCGUCGCCCGCACUGGCGGCGCUGCCCUCUGAGCUGCGCCGCCUGCCAGACCUGGAGCGCGCCUUCACGCGCUGCGCCCACGGCAACGCCUCGCCGGCAGAGGCCGUGGCCGCGCUCAAGGCGCUGCAGCAGGCGCCAGCAGGCACCGCCGCGGCGCAGGACGCCGCGCGCUCGGCCGCCGAGGCGGCGUCCUGCGCCGCGGCGUCCGCGCCGCUGCUGCAGCGGCUGCUGGCAGAGGCGUGCUCCCCGGUCGCGGGCGGCGCGGCGGCCGCGGCGCUGGCCGUGCUCAACGAGCGGGCGGCGCGCGGCAACGACUUUUUGGCGCUCUUCAGCAGCCGGGAGCGCUUCCCCGAGGUGUUUGAGCGCGCCGAGGCGGUGGCGGCCGCUGAGUCGCACCUCCAGGGUCUGCUGCCCCAGCUGGCGCGCGCGGCGGGUGUCCCCCCUUCCAGGAUGGCCUACGGGGACUACCUGAUUGAGCUGCCGGCCAGCAGGGACAGCGUGCCACAGGGCUGGGAGAAGGUCUGCUCCACAAAAAAGGUGUCGCGCUGGCACCCCCCAGAGGUCCGCGCUGGCAUGUCGCGGCUGGCAGUGGCGCGUGAGACACACAGGGCGGCCUGCAGCGCAGCCUGGGCCUCGUUCCUGCGCGAGUUUGCGCGCCGCCACCACCCGGCGUGCCGCGCCGCCGUGGCGGCCCUGGCGCACCUGGACGCGCUCUGCGCCCUGGCGGCGGUGGCGGCCUCUCCCGGCUACUGCCGCCCCGCGUUGGCCGAGGAGGGCGCGGCGCCGCGGCUGGUGGUGCGUGGGGGCCGCCACCCGACCCUGGACCUGGCGCUGGAGGGGGGGGCCGUGCCCAACAGCCUCGAGCUGAGAUGGGACGGCGUCAGGGGGGCCGUGGUGACGGGUGCGUGGGGCGCUGUGCCGGCACCUGCUGCCGCCUCCUUUGCUGCUCUGGGCAUUUGA